Molecule: messenger RNA, 1154 nt
Organism: Maniola jurtina (meadow brown)
Lineage: Eukaryota; Metazoa; Arthropoda; Insecta; Lepidoptera; Nymphalidae
Gene: MsrA
Product: peptide methionine sulfoxide reductase
Exons: 5
Coding region: 164-865 (233 amino acids)
Molecular function (GO): peptide-methionine (S)-S-oxide reductase activity
Source: RefSeq, a predicted model, not a curated record
CGGCAUUGACAAUGCUGAGUGUUCGCCGGACGGUUACAUUACACAGACGUGCUCUGGCUUCACUCCACAACAGUAUAACGUAUCGAACACGCGGGGACGACCAUUCAGCAUUUAAACGCCGGAAAAUCAUUUUCCAAUUAGUUAUCUCGUUUCUACCUCGUAUAUGUUGAGUUUUCUCAGAACAGUCUGCAACAUGAAGCCACCGACGAGCACCACACUCCUCCACGAUGUGGAUAUACCCACGAAGAAGGCCACAUUCGGAAUGGGUUGUUUUUGGUCGAACGAUUCUCUGUUCGGCGCGAGGCUCGGCAUCAUUCGCACUAGAGUCGGCUAUGCUGGGGGCACCACAAAGAGCCCACAUUAUAGAAACAUUGGCGACCACACAGAAGUCAUAGAGCUAGAUUUCGACCCAAAGUCUGUCACAUAUGAGGAGUUGCUGGACAUGUUCUGGGCGAACCACGAGUAUGGACUCACCACCAAACUAAAAAGACAGUACCAAUCCAUGAUCCUUUAUCACGACGAAGAGCAGCGGGAGGCGGCUGAGGCGUCACACAAAUCCAUGCAAGUUCAAUGCAAUGGAAAUCUUAGAACAGAAAUAGCACCGGCUGGCACUUUCUAUCCAGCAGAAGAUUAUCACCAAAAAUACAGGUUGCAGGGGCACAAGGAUCUGUGCCGAAGUCUGGGCCUCGACUCCUCAAAACUGCAGACCUCACACUUAGCAGCUAGACUGAACGGCUAUUUAGUAGGAGUUGGUGGCAAAACCCAGUUUGAACAAGAAGUGGCCCGUUUGGGCUUAAGCGAGAAACAGGCUGAAUAUGUACGACGUGAAUUGGAACGCAAUGAAGGUGGUGGACUUGCGUGCUGAAGUUUCAACACCUCGGAAUACAUUCAUUCUUUCGAAAUUGCCAACUAGGUACAUAAGCUAAUCGGUAUAUAAUUUCAAAGCAAAUUAUUUUUGUAUUAUGGCGGAAUUAAUGUAAUCGUAGGGUCAACAUAGGGUUGCGCUAAAUGGUGAUGAGUAUUUUCAAAACAAUCGUUUUCUCCGACCUCUACGCACAAAGCAAUUUUUUAUUGGUGUGAACGAGUAGGAGAAAAGGGUAUUCCAAAAAUAGUUGACAGUUUCGAAAGUACCUAGAUAAGUAGGUACAUUAAUU